UUUUGAUAUCUAGCCAGCAGCCAUAUCCUUCUAUUUUAUUGUUCCCCGCAUCUGGGCCCAGUCUCUCAUGUUGGUCUAGACCUACGCAAUUAUCAUAUGGCGUUCGCAUAUCACAAGCUCCCUGAACCCCCGGACCGAUUGUAAUGGUACAUAGGUACAUGGAGUCUCCGCUCUUGGGUAACUGAGUGCUCGGUCUUGCAUGCUUCCCCUUGCCUUCUUUCCUUCUUCCUGACUACCAUACACCAACGCCCCUAUAGUUCCACCAAUCCUUCAUCAAAAAUGGCCGAGGGACAUAAUUCUGUGAAGGAAGUACCGACCCACACCGAGACAAUUGAGAAGGCUCAAUCCUUGGAUCAUAGUCCCACGAACGAGAUUUAUGGCUUCGAGGCGGAACUGGCGGCUCUUCCCGAUGGAUAUUAUACAAGUCGCUUCUUCCUAGGAACGUUUCUUGCCACAGGCCUGGCAAUUAUGUGCGGUACGGGUGCAUUUGGCUUCGCUGCUCCGAUCCUGGGCGUAAUAAAUGCAGACAUUGGCCCGGAUGGCCGAUAUGUUUGGAUUUCCCUCGUUUACAAUGCUGUUCUAGCAGUUUUCCUUUCCCCGGUUGGCCGUUUGAGCGAUAUCUUUGGACGUCGAUACUUUUUUGUCGGCGGCGCCCUUGUCGCGAUCAUCGGAAGCAUUGUAUGCGCUACGGCUAAGGACAUUCCGACGCUGAUUGGUGGAAACGUCUUGCUUGCCGCUGCUACCGCGACUCAAUUGAGCUUCCAUUUUGUGGUCGGAGAGCUCGUACCAAUGAGACAUCGCUACGUCGCCAUCGGCGUGACCUACGCCUUCACCUAUGGUAGCUCUGGCAUGGGACCUGCAAUUUCCACGAGCUUCAUUACUUACUAUCCAAGUGUUGGCUGGCGAGGUGUCUACUGGCUCUUACUUGCCAUGAAUACUGCGGCAUUCCUAUGCUGGACGGCGUUUUACUUCCCUCCAACCUUCGAUGAAAAGCACAAGAACGACGAGAAUCGUAGCAAGUUGUAUUGGUUGAAACACUUCGAUUGGAUUGGGACGUUUCUAUUUGCCGGUGGAUUCAUCGUUUUCCUCAUGGGUCUAUCUUGGGGCGGAAGCGUCUAUCCAUGGAAGUCGGCUGCGGUUAUCUCUGCUAUUGUCGUUGGCUUCGUUGUCCUAGUGAUCUUCGUUCUUUACGAGAUCUAUGCGCCUCUUAAAGAGCCCCUUAUUCCGAUGCAUCUAUUCAAGAAUGGCCGCUGGGUGGCAGCGGUUAUCCUCCUAGGUCUAGGGGCUGGCGUCUACUACGCAUUUGCCAUCAUCUGGCCCGCUCAAGCUGCUGUGCUGUAUGGUAAUGGUAAUGCUGUUCGAGUAGGCUACAUGAGUACCAUUAUCGGAAUUGGAAUAAUCACCGGACAAAUCGCGGCAGGGUUUCUUGCCGUUCCAAUUGGAAAGACGCGAUAUCAAUGCAUGGGAGUCUUCCUGAUCGGUGGGAUCUUCCUCGGUUCUGCCGCCGUGUCCAAUGUCGGAAACUUCGGUACGACGGUCGCCCUCAUCUUUCUGGGAUGCUUCUUCAUCGGCUGGAACGAAUCUAUUUGCCUCGCCAACGCCACAAUUCUCGUCAAGGAUCAAAGAGAAAUUGGUGUUGCUGGUGGGACUGCAGGGUCCGUCCGAGCAGCCAUCUGUGCCGUUCUCGUCGCCAUCUACGUUUCCAUCAUGACCAACCGCUUGGGUGAGACCAUUCCUGCCCAAGUCCCACCAGCUCUUGUCAAAGCAGGCCUUCCUGCUGAGAGCGUUCCGGCAUUCUUACAAGCGCUCCAACUGGGAGCCGAUGCCCUAUCCGCGGUUCCAGGGGCUACGGAAGCAAUUAUCGCCAUUGGUUCUCGCGCAUACCAGAAUGCGAGUGCGGACGCGUACAGAACAGUGUAUCUCUCUACAAUUGCCUUCUCUGGUUUGGCUGUUAUCUUGACGUGGUGGGCACCGAAUACAGAUGAGUUGAUGAGCGAGAAGGUCGCAGCGACUCUGCAUCACGAGGCACAGAAUUUGGAUGGGAAGUUGAAGGAAACGGUGGCAGUGUAG
Molecule: messenger RNA, 2070 nt
Organism: Lindgomyces ingoldianus
Lineage: Eukaryota; Fungi; Ascomycota; Dothideomycetes; Pleosporales; Lindgomycetaceae
Product: MFS general substrate transporter
Exons: 4
Coding region: 280-2070 (596 amino acids)
Biological process (GO): transmembrane transport
Cellular component (GO): membrane
Molecular function (GO): transmembrane transporter activity
Source: RefSeq, a predicted model, not a curated record